GGGAGCUCCGGAGAGUUCUGAGAGGGGCAGCUGCUGGUCUCCCUGCUGACUGCGCCGGACAUUUCGAGAGAGUCGCCUUGGCACGCAGUGGUGAAACAGAGAGGAAGCAGGACUCACUGGAGACGCGCCACCUCCCAUGGGAUCAUCCUGGAGGCAUCCUUCUCAGGCUUCUGCAAUGCUGAAGGCACUCCUGCUCCUCCUCUACAUUUUGGUUGCAGGAAGCUCAGCGGCAGCCACUCAACGGCCCAGGAACUCAACCCUGCAUCGGCUGACCCGGCGGCUCUUGAAGAGCUACAACAAGGGAGUGAGGCCUGUCAGAAACUGGGCCGGUGCCACCACCGUCUACCUCGACCUCUUUGUCCAUGCGGUAUUGGACGUGGAUGCCCAGAACCAGAAGUUAACAACAAGCAUCUGGUAUCGACAGAUCUGGAGGGAUGAAUACCUCACUUGGAAUUCGAGUAGCUAUGAUGGGAUCCAAGAAAUCUCCUUGCCCAUCAACUCAAUCUGGGUUCCGGAUAUUAUCAUUGGGGAAUUCGUGGAUGCCAGCAGAUCCCCGGAUCUACCAUUUGUUUACGUGAAUGCCACUGGCCUGGUGAAGCACUACAAGCCUAUGCAGGUGGUCUCUGCAUGCAGCCUGCGAAUGUACGCCUUCCCAUUUGACACUCAGAACUGCAGCCUGACCUUCAGCAGUGCCCUGCAUACAGUCCAGGAUGUGGAUCUUGCCUUCCUGAGAAGCCACGAGAACAUCCAGAAUGACCAGCCACUGUUCCUGGACAAUGGAGAGUGGGAGCUGGUCUCUGUGCUCUCUGAGCAGCACAUCCUGCAAACACAAACUGGAGGCUUUGCCCAGAUUCAGUUUCAUAUCGUUAUCUGCAGGCGUCCCCUUCUCUACAUGACCAGUCUGCUGAUCCCCAGUAUAUUCUUGGUAGUUGUAGACCUUCUAAGCUUCUACCUGCCUCCAAACUCAGGCUCACGGAUAAGUUGCAAGACCAGCGUGUUGGUAGGGUACACGGUCUUCAAAGUCAACAUGGCAGAUCAACUGCCAGGCACAGCAGUUAGCACUCCUCUGAUCAGUGUCUUCUUCACCAUCUGCAUGGCUCUCUUGGUCCUCAGCCUGUCCAUGUCCAUAUUUCUCAUCAAGUUCCUCCACUUGCAUGAAGAUCAUAUCCGAGAUAAGUUCUUCACUUCUUGCUUGUGCACGAGCAUUGGUGAGCAGGGGCUGGAACAUCGCCAGGUUGCCAGGAAUGCUUUAGAAGCAGCUCACUGUAUUUCAGGGGCCUCACUGACAAGGGGAAGUGCAGUCAUAAAGGACCAAGAAGAAGCUGAGAGGACCAGCCCUCCAAUGCAGAAGAUCCUAAGAGAGCUCCUCCCCAUCACCUCCCACCUCCAUGCACUGGACGGAGCUGCCAAAGCAGAAGUUGCCUGGCUCACGCUGUCAUACAAACUGGACACGCUCCUCUUCGGGGCCUAUUUCCUAGUGCUGGCAGUGUAUGCAGCCACACUUGGUUCCCUCUGGGUAGCAUGGAGUGCUCAGUAAAGGCAGCUGGGGGAGGGCUAUCCCCACCGGGGUCAUUAGGACCCCUGGGCUCAGCGUUUCCAGCUGCACUGCUCUGUCCUCCCAGAUUCACCCAGAGACUGGUAGCACCAUUUAAAACCUUGCUGUCGCUCUGAGGACCAAUCUCUCUCCCUCUCAUCAUUUCCCCUCCCAGUUCUGUUUUUGUAGCACCAAGGAGAUGAAACUGGGUUGUGAAUGGGGAGGGGCUAUUCCAAAAUCCUGGAGCCACCACCAAAGGGGCCAAGUCUGCUGAAGAUGCCUGCAGAUUGGCAGUGCAGCGUGAAGGACCCCUCGCCCUCUGCAGAGGAAUGGAGGCGAUGGUCCGGUUUGCAUGGGAGGGAGCAGUUCUUGAUGGAGAGAACCUGAAAGCAACCGCUGCUGGACAGACAGAGGCUGGGCAACUGUUCUUCCAUCCAAGCAGCACCGUCCACACAGCUAAAUUUACUUUGCAAAACAGCCAGCCCAGAGAGACUCUUUUUACCUGCUGCUGCCUCCACUUGUGCUUAGCACUAAUUGCCCAUGAAAUGCUCCUAUAGCUGCUAAUGAAACCACAAGCACUAGGCACUUUUCAAAUCACCUCCUCCAAUGAGUCCCCCCCCCACCGCCUCCCAUCCCUCUCAUCUGAGCACCUCCAAGCUCACAAAAAGGAGGCCAGGAACCAGCCCCUCUGGCUCAGCGCUCAGCCUGGCAGUGCCGCCUCACCUGUCCCUUGUGCUUAACCUCCCAGAAUUCGCAAUGCCCAGAACAACCAGGAGCAUCCAGCUAUCUAGCUGAGAAGCACAUUUCUUCCCCCCACCAUCUUUUAGCAACGAACAUGCCUGUUGUCUGGAAUACUUCUCUUCUGCAAAGGGCUUCAGUGGGAUCUGCUAGCCAAUAAACAUUUCAGAGUCUUAAGAACUGAUGCUUUCAUUUUAAUAUUUUUUAAAAGAAGAGCAUGUUUCUUUAAACUCGGUUGAGAAACUAGCAGAUAAAGGCGUUUGCUCCUCAAGGGGUGCCAAAAGCACCAUCCUGAUGACUCUGUCCUCUUCAUACCAUCAGUUGUGUCUCCUCAUCCAGCCAUGUCAAAAGCCUCUCCUCCAAUACCCAUAAUCUGCUCCUUUCACCACAGUCUGAUCCGAAGGAAGGAAGGAAGGAAGGAAGGAAGGAAGGAAGGAAGGAAGGAAGGAAGGAAGGAAGGAAGGACUCAUGUUUUGAAUAUGAAAAACACACAGCCCCCCAAUCCAGAAGUUAGAGCUGCUCAGACCCCACUGAAAUCAGUCGGGCAAAUGACUGCAACUAACAACAGUCUCAUUGAUUUCAAACCAAGACUCUUAUUACUAUCAACUCAUAGCUAAUUUGUGCACAUGAUUGAUUUGUGUCAGCUUCUCGCUGCCAGGAAAUCAGAGCAGGAGGGAUCGUCACUCAAAUAACUUCUGCAUUAUCCAUGUGUAACCAUUGAAAGCAUCUCAAGUGUGGUCCUGGAAGAGGCCUCUCCAUCAACCCCAAAUGGAUUUGCAUGGAUCUCCUGAGUGAAAUUAGCCCUGGAGAGUGAUUAUGGGGUUUAGUAUGGCCCGUCUGCAGCACUGCUUGUAUCAGGUCUUAGACUGCAAGCGACGUCUUUGGUUCCCUUGGUAGAGACGGAGACUCAGGGCCCAACUCUUGGGAGAGGAGAGGCAGAAUUGAGAGCACCCCAGAAUAAAAUGGACAAGGAAGGAUUUAAAAGGACAGAAAGGCGAUGCCCACAGCUCAGUGGCCAAGUACACAGUUUGUACCUGCAUGCAGAAAAUCUCAGGUUCAGUCCCUGACAUCUCCAGUCAAAACGAUCAGGGAGUCGGUGAUGGGGAAGACCAGUGUCUGAGACCCUGAAGAGUUACUGCCAGUCAGGUUUGACAAUAUGGAGCAGAGGGACCGACGCUCUGACUCAGCAUAAGAGAGGAGGCAUUCUGGGAGGCAGUUCCAGGGAGAAAGGGAGAGAGGGGCUGCUUGGAGGAGCAGGAGACCUCACCGUCUCCUCAUUUCCAGAAGGGGGAAUGGUGUUGCUUCUCUCAGCCCUGCAAGGCAAGCUGCACCCACCCAAAUUCUCCCCGCUACCCAACUCUUAAGACUACAGAGGCACUGCCUUCGCUCUUUUGGCAAAGCUGAGUUGUUCGCUAAUUUUCUUUGAUGGAGAAGAGCUUAAAUGCCCACAAUCCUGCCUCUGCUGAAAUUGACAAUCAAACAAUGAAAUACAGCACAAUACUUUUGGACUUCCAUCCCACAAGCCAUCCAUUCAUCCCUUGGGUGUUAUUUAUUGGCCUUGUUCACUUCUAUUAUUAAGGAUGUGAAUACAACUGAAAUUUUUCUUAUCGCUGUAAUAAAUUCUGAUUUGCAAAGCGGCAUGGAAAUAAAUUUAGA
Messenger RNA from Hemicordylus capensis (graceful crag lizard), 3928 nucleotides. RefSeq names its product 5-hydroxytryptamine receptor 3B (gene HTR3B). The coding region runs from base 137 to 1537 and encodes 466 amino acids. NCBI's taxonomy places the organism in Eukaryota, Metazoa, Chordata, Lepidosauria, Squamata, Cordylidae. Gene Ontology annotation, molecular function: transmembrane signaling receptor activity; extracellular ligand-gated monoatomic ion channel activity; neurotransmitter receptor activity. Gene Ontology annotation, biological process: chemical synaptic transmission; regulation of membrane potential; nervous system process. The transcript is spliced from 9 exons. Gene Ontology annotation, cellular component: neuron projection; postsynaptic membrane; synapse. The record is from RefSeq and is a predicted model, not a curated record.